This is a messenger RNA of Sphaeroforma arctica JP610, 843 nucleotides long. RefSeq lists its product as hypothetical. The annotation marks the transcript as partial. NCBI's taxonomy places the organism in Eukaryota, Ichthyosporea, Ichthyophonida. The record is from RefSeq and is a predicted model, not a curated record. The transcript has a single exon.
AUGGACACACCAACGGAAAACAAUGAGACUAUGGCUGGCAGUGCUACAAAUGUACCUAAUGAUAAACCCUUCUCUAGGACAACCGAGCCAUCAAGUACAAUCUCAAGCGACACCCACGACAAUAAGAAGAAAUAUAGCGUGAUCGCACACACUACUGAAGAGAUAAUAGCUUCUGCAUAUCCCGAUACAUCUACCCAAGACACGCACAUAACACAGUCAAACAGAUUUGUAGAAAUGACCGAGUCGCAGCCGCCGUCAUUCACACCGCAUGAGCUGACCGGUGCGCCUAAGAGCAAGGGGCUGAGCUCAGCAUUUGCAGCAACACCUGUUCGUGUGCAGAAGAAACACAGUGGGUAUGUGUUCGUGCGGCCUACGCCAUUGGAUCCAAACAAACUUGCAGGCGGUAUGGAUUCAGCACAAGCACUGCUGUCAAAACCUCAGCUCGAGACGGAAAAUAUAGACAGUAAUGCGCGUUAUUCAGGGCGGAAUGAGAUGGAUGUAGGUGCACAUAGUAUCAAGAUGUCUGGCGGCAAAGUGAGCGCAGCACCUGCAUUCACCCCAGUAAAGAUGCAUGCCAAAACCGUGAACACUGUUCUGAAGCCCAGUCUUGGGGCUAUGUUUGCGAAACAGGCGAAGCAUGCGAGUGGAAGUAGCGGUGCCAGCACAACUACGGCUAUCUCACCCGGAGACAGUACCAUGCACUCGAACACAAAAACGAACGUAAACCCCAGUACAAACACGCACGCAAGUGCGUAUAAGCAACCUGCACCAAAAGGGUACAGGCAACAGCACCAGCAGACAGAUGAACAACAGAAUGAGCUCAGGCCAGCGUCAUCCACAAAG